This is a messenger RNA of Arabidopsis lyrata subsp. lyrata, 2054 nucleotides long. RefSeq names its product alkane hydroxylase MAH1. The record is from RefSeq and is a predicted model, not a curated record. Gene Ontology annotation, molecular function: monooxygenase activity; iron ion binding; oxidoreductase activity, acting on paired donors, with incorporation or reduction of molecular oxygen. Bases 494 to 2014 code for a protein of 506 amino acids. Lineage: Eukaryota; Viridiplantae; Streptophyta; Magnoliopsida; Brassicales; Brassicaceae. The transcript has a single exon.
AUCAUUGUCCUCAAGUAUAUAGCAUGGUUCUUUCUCACCACUUUCUUGAACUUCUUACAGGUUUCAGCGAAAGUAUAGAAGCAAAAAUGAAACCUUUUAUCAUUUUUGGACAGAGAUAAAGAAGUUAAUGAAUUUCCUUCAGCGCUCAUAGAGGACAUCUCAGAAGUCUGUGCGUGAAUCCAGCUCAUUCUCUAAUGGCUUCAAUAAGCUUAAUUAGUUGAUAAAGUUACAAAGGGGCAAUAAUAACAGUUCUCAAAUUAUUGAUCAAGUUAGGUGUAUUAUCACAAAAAUAAAAAAGUUAGGUGUCAAUGGCAAUUUAAUACUAGUUUCUAAUUUGAUGAUACAUGCAUUAAUCGUGCCUUUUACUUUGUGCAUAUAACGGAAUUUAGUGUAUUUAAAAAACAUGUCCUUACUUGUGCCCUGAAGUAACUGCUUAUAAAUCCAGCUCUCUCAUUGUGCCAGCAAAGUGUGUGAUAUCACUUGCCUUACUCCAAUGGCUUCAAUAAGCUUACUUCAAGUUUCCGUAGCCAUCCUUUGCUUUUUCAUCCUCCAUUACUUUCUCUUCAAGAAACCUCAUGGCCGGUUCCGUAGGAACUGGCCGGUUCUCCGGAUGCUCCCCGCUCUGCUUAAAGCGCUCCACCGGAUCUAUGACUACAGCGUUAAGAUUCUCGAAACCUCUGACUUGACGUUUCCAUUCAAAGGACCGCGGUUUGCUGGAAUCGAUAUGUUGAUCACAGUUGAUCCAGCUAACAUUCAUCAUAUAAUGAGCUCAAGUUUCUCAAAUUACAUCAAAGGACCGGAGUUCCAAGAUGUUUUUGAUGUGUUAGGAGACAGUUUCAUCACCACGGACUCGGAGCUAUGGAAGAAUAUGAGGAAGUCUUAUCAAGCCAUGCUCCAUACUCAAGAGUUUCAAAGGUUUUCAAUGAGUACCAUGACAAGUAAACUCAAGGACGGGCUUGUUCCCCUUCUUAAUCAUUUUGCAGAGGAAGGAACAACUCUUGACUUGCAAGGCGUGUUCGGGAGGUUCACUUUCGAUACAAUCUGCAUCCUUGUAACUGGUUCUGAUCCUAGAUCUCUCUCCAUUGAAAUGCCUGGGGAUGAAUUUGCUAAAGCUCUCGACGAUGUUGGAGAAGCGAUUCUUUAUAGGCAUGUUAAACCAAGAUUCUUGUGGAAGCUGCAAAACUGGAUGGGAUUCGGACAAGAGAAGAAGCUGAUUGAAGCUAAUGCAACUUUUGACCGCGUGUGUGCCAAAUACAUAUCAGCCAAGAGAGAAGAGAUUAAAAGAUCACAAGGGGUUUCCAAUGGAGAAAGUGAGGAUCUUUUAACUUCCAUCAUAAAGCUAGAUACAACCAAGUACAAGCUCUUGAAUCCAAGUGACGAUAAGUUCCUUAGAGACAAUAUCUUAGCUUUCAUUCUCGCGGGAAGAGACACAACAGCCACCGCUCUCUCUUGGUUCUUCUGGCUUCUCUCUGAAAAUCCACAAGUGGUAGCCAAGAUUCGUCAAGAGAUCAACAACAACACGGAUCUAUCAAGAACCGGAAAUAGCCAAGAGAAUGUGGACAAGUUGGUGUAUUUACACGGUGCGUUGUGUGAAGCAAUGAGACUCUACCCACCAGUUUCCUUCGGGCGCAAGUCUCCAAUCAAAUCAGAUGUGCUUCCAAGUGGGCAUAAAGUCGAUGCAAACUCUAAGAUUAUUAUCUGUCUUUAUGCAUUGGGGAGGAUGCGAGCGGUUUGGGGAGAAGACGCAACGCAAUUCAAGCCAGAGAGAUGGAUUUCGGAGAAUGGAGGCAUAAAACAUGAGCCAUCCUAUAAGUUUUUAGCAUUUAAUGCCGGUCCAAGAACUUGUCUAGGUAAACAUUUAGCUAUGACUCAAAUGAAGAUAAUGGCAGUGGUGAUAUUACGAAACUACGACAUCAAGGUUCUCCAAGGGCAGAAGAUUGUGCCAGCUCUUGGCUUUAUAUUGUCAAUGAAACAUGGUCUUAAAAUCACAGUUACUAAGAGAUGUUCUGCUUGAACUUAUUCAUGUACUAAUAAAAAAAUCAUUUUGGUUUGGU